Molecule: messenger RNA, 1871 nt
Organism: Helianthus annuus (common sunflower)
Lineage: Eukaryota; Viridiplantae; Streptophyta; Magnoliopsida; Asterales; Asteraceae
Product: DELLA protein GAI
Exons: 1
Coding region: 198-1784 (528 amino acids)
Biological process (GO): regulation of DNA-templated transcription
Cellular component (GO): nucleus
Molecular function (GO): DNA-binding transcription factor activity; sequence-specific DNA binding
Source: RefSeq, a predicted model, not a curated record
GAGCAUCUAUCAUAUGUGAAGUGACCCUUCCCUCUCUCUCUCUCUAUCUCUCUUACACAGACCUCUGUACGCACCGUUUCUCUGUUUCACUCACCACUCUUUCUCUCUCUACUCUCUCUCUAUAUCCAUAUCCCCCCAUAUCUCCACUUCAAUCCACAAUAUAUUCAUAUUCAUACCCUCUACAUACCCACUUCAACAUGGGUCCGACUCCUUACAAUUCUUCAAACUCAUCUUCCUCAGCUUGCUCCAGCUCCACCAAGCCACCACCACCACAACCACCGGACCAGAUGGACCACCUCCUGGCCGGCGCCGGCUACAAAGUCCGGUCAAACGACCUCACCCAAGUCGCCGAGCGGUUGGAGCAUCUCGAAACUGUCAUGGUUAAAUCCUCACCGGUUGAUAUCUCAGACAUCGGAAACGACGCCGUUUAUUACAACCCCACUGACCUCGCUUCCUGGGUUGACUCUUUACUCACUGAAUUAAACCCGAAUGGGUCUGGGUCCGGGUCCGGGUCUGGGUCUGGAUUUGUAUCCGGAUCCGGACCUGCCUAUGUUUCGGAUCCGGUUAUGAAUGAUAUGAAUAAUGUGUACGGUGAAUUUGGGCAACAAGUGGUGACGCCGAUAGAGGAAGAUGUGAGCAUACGAUUGGUACACGUGUUGAUGACGUGUGCGGAGGCGGUGCAACGUGGCGAUUUGUCAUUGGCUGGUUUGUUGAUAGAUGAUCUACAAGGUUUGCUUGGUCGUGUGAACAGCGGAUGUGGUAUCGGAAAAGUUGGGAGUUUUUUUGUCGACGCGCUUAGCCGGCGUGUGGUUAACUCGCCGCAAAACGGUGUCGUUCAGGUGGAUUUAUCGGCGUAUGAGAAUGAGAUUUUGUAUCAUCAUUAUUAUGAAGCUUGUCCGUAUUUAAAGUUUGCUCAUUUCACGGCGAAUCAAGCGAUUUUAGAAGCGUUUGACGGUCAAGAUUGUGUCCACGUCAUUGAUUUUAACUUAAUGCAGGGUUUACAAUGGCCGGCUUUGAUACAAGCGUUGGCGUUGCGGCCCGGUGGGCCGCCGUUGUUGCGGCUCACCGGGAUUGGCCCGCCGUCAUUAGACGGACGUGACUCGUUACGUGAGAUCGGGCUCAAGUUGGCGGAAUUGGCCCGGUCGGUUAACGUGCGUUUCGCCUUUCGGGGUGUCGCGGCUACACGUCUGGACGACGUGAAGCCGUGGAUGUUGCAAGUUAGCCCGAAAGAGGCGGUUGCGGUAAAUUCGAUAAUGCAGCUGCAUAAGCUGCUAGGACCAGGUGGCCCUCGUGGGCCACCUGUUGAUCUGGUCCUUGAUUGGAUUCGGGAUUUGAACCCAAGGAUUCUGAUGGUUGUGGAACAGGAAUCGAACCACAACCAACCAGAAUUCUUGGACCGAUUCACCGAAUCCUUGUACUAUUACUCGACAAUGUUUGACUCAUUGGACGCAUGCACGGCUCAACCCGAAAAAACCCUUGCCGAGUUAUACAUACAAAGAGAGAUAUGCAAUGUGGUUUGUUGUGAAGGGUCGGCUCGUGUUGAGAGGCAUGAACCGUUGGUUAGAUGGAGGGAACGAUUGACUGGUGCCGGGUUUGCACCCUUACACCUAGGGUCCAACGCGUUCAAGCAAGCACGUAUGUUGUUAACUUUGUUUUCCGCCGAAGGUUAUUCUGUUGAAGAGAAUGAAGGGUGUUUGACCCUAGGAUGGCACAGUCGGCCCCUUAUUGCCGCGUCAGCUUGGCAAGCGAUACCAAAACCGAGCGUGGUAACAACGGGCCGAUAAACCAUCCUUGAUAAUGUAAUAAUGUGUUACAUUUGUGAAGUUGAAAGAAGUCGUGCAAAUUUAAAUUUUUCCCUCGUUUUAGUUUAA